AUGAAGCUUCUGGUACUCAUCUUCACUGUUAUGAUUGGGGUUUCUGCAAGACCUCAGGGCUACAGCCUUCUUCCGCCUUCCGGUCCAUCCUUCGCCCCUUUAACACCUCGAAGAUGCAACGAAGGUCAAGUGUUACAUGUGGACGGCAGGUGCGUUACUCCAAGAGUCAACCGUCGUGUUUUCUUGUAUGAUGUGCCAAGAAUUCCCACGCCUUCAGGUCCUCCACUUUUUAUCCCAGCACCAACUGUUGAGACCAAUCUGUUGUUCAUCCGAACUCCUGAAGGAGGACAAGGACCUGAUCCUAUCGUUGUGCCUCCUCCUCAGCAGCAGCACGUCGUGUAUGUUCUCAACAAACAGUCUGAAGGAGGUCAGAAGGUAAUUCACGUUCCAGCACCACCGUCAUCUGAUCCUGAUGUUUACUUCGUCAACUACGCUGAAGGAGAGAACCCCGUUCUUCCCAGUGGAGUCGAUCUGCAGACUGCACUGAAUGCAGCCUCUGUAAGUGGUGGUCAGUCGAAUGGAGAUCUUGGUGACAUCACUUCUAUUACUGCUGGAAGCAAUAAUGGAUUUGGAAUUAACAAUGGUUUUGGAAGCUUUGUUGUUGAUGAUGGUAUCGGUAGCAUUAGCGACCUUGGUUUUGGUAAUGGGUUUAGAAGUAAUGGUUUUCUGAGUAGCACAACACUUGGGUUAAAUAAUGGUUUUGGAAUUAACAAUGGUAUAGUAGGCAACGACGGUUUAGGAGGCAACAGUGGUUUUGAAAGCAGCAUAUCGUUAGGAGGGAACAAUGGUUUUGGAACCAGCAGUCGCUUCGAUGGUAGCAUCGGUGCUCUGGGAAUUAGCAAUGGUUUCGGACUUAAUGGUGGAAGUAUCACAGCUCUUCCAUCAAACGGACACGUUUCGCCGGUACCACAGUCAUACAGAACACCCUGA
Molecule: messenger RNA, 930 nt
Organism: Penaeus monodon (black tiger shrimp)
Lineage: Eukaryota; Metazoa; Arthropoda; Malacostraca; Decapoda; Penaeidae
Exons: 3
Coding region: 1-930 (309 amino acids)
Source: RefSeq, a predicted model, not a curated record